CCAUAGGUCAUCCGCAUAGGGGAUGAUGGGAUCGUACGGAUACCGACCUGACCUCCAACGCGGCGUAGGGGCAUGGUUCACCACGAACUUCCCCCCCGCCCCCAUGGGGAAGUUCGGUAACUCCACCGUCGUGGAUGUCGUGCCGCUCGACAUGCUCCAUCUCGUCAACGACCACUGGUACCAGUUCCCGCCUCUGAACCCGCUCUGGCACGGGAUCCUGGGCUUCACGAUCGGGAUCCUGGGCGUUCUGGCCUUGAUCGGGAACCUGACGGUGCUCCACGUGUUCACGACCACCCGGGCGCUGAAGACGCCGUCCAACGUGCUGGUCGUGAACCUGGCCUUCUCGGACCUGUGCAUGGUGAUCACGCAGUACCCGGUCAUGGUCAUCAACUGCUACUAUCAUACCUGGAUCAUGGGCCCCCUGGGAUGCGACCUCUACGGGAUCACCGGCUCCCUGUUCGGGAACGGCUCCAUCUGGACGAUGGCCAUGAUCGCCUACGACCGCUACCGGGUGAUCGUGAAGGGCAUGGCCGCCAAGCCCUUGACCUACAAGAGGGCCAUCGCCAUGGUCACCACCAUCUGGACCGUCGCCAUCGUCUGGACCCUCCUACCCCUCUUCGGCUGGAACCGAUACGUCCCGGAGGGGAACAUGACGUCCUGCUCCAUCGACUGCCUGAGCGACGACUGGAAGGACAAGUCCUACAUCCUCGUCUACAGCAGCUUCGUCUUCUUCACGCCGCUCCUCAUCAUUCUCUACAGCUACUUCCACAUCGUCCGCGUGAGGAGGAUUUUUCGUGUCGGAGCCGAUCGGGUCGCCGGUCGAGGGGACGACGCUCCCUCGACGGUGGCGGACCACGAGGAGCAGAUGCGGGAUCAGGCGAAGCGGAUGAACGUGGAGAGCCUCCGCAGCGACGGCAAGGACGCCCACGCCGAGAUCCGACUCGCCAAGAUCGCCCUGAUGACGAUCACGCUGUGGUUCGCCGCCUGGACGCCCUACCUGGUCAUCAAUUACACCGGGAUUUUCAACAAGGCGAGGAUCACGCCGCUCUACACGAUCUGGGGCUCGCUCUUCGCGAAGACCCACCCGAGGUACCGCGCAGCGUUGAGGAAGAAGUGCCCGUGCCUCUUCUGCGACACGGACGGCAAGGGGUCGGACGGGGCCAGCGUCAACACGGAGAUGUCGACCAAUACAUCCGCCUCCUCAGAAUCCACUCCGCCUACUCCUGCCUAAGGGAUACGUCCACCAAUGCAUCCGCCCUAAAUCCCAUCCACCCUAAACCCAAUCGCAUUGUCCAUCUAUCCAUUCGCUGUCUACGACUAGACCCUGAAUCCUGCCAAUAUGAAUUCUUCACCAUUCACCCAGUUUCCCCAAAAUCCACCUGAAACUCGGCCAGAUUCAUCCUUCAAGAUCUACAGAUCUCGGAAAUGUUCCAAUCUCCUCUCCCACUAAGAAAACCUUUUCAACGAUUUUUUUCAAGUUUCCCUCCAUUUUUUUGUCCUUUCUUUUCGUUGAAGAACCCCUUUUUUAUUUGAGCAAUUUUUAUACUUCAC
Darwinula stevensoni is the source of this 1551-nucleotide messenger RNA. Lineage: Eukaryota; Metazoa; Arthropoda; Ostracoda; Podocopida; Darwinulidae. The record is from the annotation of a GenBank genome assembly.